Messenger RNA from Cyanistes caeruleus (blue tit), 1216 nucleotides. RefSeq names its product PHD finger protein 5A (gene PHF5A). Gene Ontology annotation, biological process: mRNA splicing, via spliceosome. The record is from RefSeq and is a predicted model, not a curated record. Lineage: Eukaryota; Metazoa; Chordata; Aves; Passeriformes; Paridae.
GUGCGCCACCCGCUCCUCCCUUCCUCUCCCUCCCCCUCUCCUUCCCUCUUUUGUUUUCCUUUUAUUUAACCUUUAUUUCGAUGGCCCAGUGUGCGUUAAGGUUCCAGCAGCAUUUGAGAGCAUCUUUCUGGCUGCGAGACAAAAGUUAUCUUCCGGGUUUUCCCUGCAAUGUGGAUAACGGGAUUUACCCUUGUCGCAUCUGACAAUUGGAAGACUCUGUGAAAAAUAUGAAGGAUUAAAGGGACCAUGAGUAUAAUCUCUUUUCUCUUUGAGGAUAGUAACUGCAGACUUUUGUUGAUGUGGCACUGUGGGAGAAGCACACACUGCUGCUUCUCUGUAGGUGAUGGCAAGUGUGUGAUCUGUGACUCCUACGUGCGGCCCUGCACCCUGGUGCGCAUCUGUGACGAGUGUAACUACGGCUCCUACCAGGGCCGAUGCGUCAUCUGCGGAGGGCCCGGCGUGUCUGAUGCCUACUACUGCAAGGAGUGCACCAUCCAGGAAAAAGAUAGAGAUGGUUGCCCUAAGAUCGUCAACCUGGGCAGUUCCAAGACAGAUCUUUUCUAUGAAAGGAAAAAGUAUGGCUUCAAGAAGAGGUGAUCCUCUUCAUACGUGGCUACCUCCUUGGAUUGGCAAGAGGGUCUUGGAACAUCUCUGGACUUUACUCUUAUUGAAAACUGGUUGAUUUUUUUUUUUUCUAAAACAGUACAAAUUCAGUAAUAUACUUGGGGUUGGAGAAAUAACAGACUGAGUGAGGACUGAAACCUGAUCAGAACCAAUGAUGAGAGAGGGCAAAUGAAGAUUACUGUCUUCUGCCUUUGCAGAAGCUCUGCUAGUAGUUGCCCCAGCUCUCUAUACAAAGCAGAAUUAGCAAGCACUUACACAUAGAGGAGCUAUGUAAAAAUGGGAAGUGCUAUUUUUAGAGUGGAGAAACACCUUGAGGUUGUUCUUACUGGGCCUCCUCUCAAUUAUUUGAAAUUGCCCCAUCCAUCAGUGUUGAAGAACGAAGCAUCAAUCUGCUCCCCUCCUCUCUUCCUCCAGUAUAUUUCCAUGCUGCCCUGUUUUGUAAGGAAUCUGCUCAUGGCUGGUACCUUCCUAGGGAGAGCACAGCUGUUCCUUGUUUUCUUUGACAGAUAAAUCCAAGGCCAUUUCUUGUAGCCAUUUCUGUAGGAUGCAUACCAAUAAAGCUUUUUCUUUUGGGUUUUUAUUUUUUGUACAA